UCUUGGCUUGGAAAGGCAACAUUCUGUGUGAUCAUCGUCGAUAUGGAAAACGUCACCAAGACAGAAAGUAAGAAAGCCCAUUCUGGAUCAUCAAACGACAUAAAGCCUGAUAUGAACGAUGGUCUCCCAAAGCUCUUAAAUUUCUGCCCUAUUCGUAAACCGGUUAAAACUGAAUCAAAAUCUAAUCAAGGGAAGGAAGUGGAAGUCGACGUCAAAAGCCACAAGAAGAAUGCAUCGCAGGAACGCGCAGUGAUUGAAGGCAGUCUCAUUGUGUACUCACACUCAAAGCUAGGCAAGCAAAAGCAGCGCUACUUCCGCUUGUUCCCGCCGUCAACCUUCGCACGGGCGCGUCUCCAGCAGCACGCCAGCGAGGAGGCCGCGUUGGAUCUGUUGGCCAAGCCGGAGUUGGUGUUGCUCUCGAACGACAUCCUCAAGAUUGAGGCCCUGAACAAAGAUGACAGUGUGGAUUAUGGGCAGAACGCGUUCCUAGUCCAGUCAAAAGAGCAAACACUGAUCUUUUCGGCCAUAAGUGAGGAUGACAGAAAGCGAUGGAUUUCGUGCAUCCAAGAGCUCCUGCACAGCGGCUGCGACUCCCCCACUCGCAAGUCAAGUCUGAGCUUUAGUGGUCAGGAGAACGUGACACUGCCUCGGUCGUUCAAUGUACGAAUUUCCAAGUCGACGCAAGUCCGCAUAGGCGACGACUCGCCAGUCGAACUCGUGGUGGACGUCGGCAGCAUCUCCAUCAUCGCAAUAAAUAAAGUUCGUUUAGUGAAGUGGCCGUUCGCAAUGCUAAGGCGCUACGGGACAACCAAUACAACUUUCUGGGUUGAAGCUGGAAGACACACUGAGGCUGGGGAGGGAGAAUUUGAGUUCAUAACGCAUGAGGGCGAAGAAAUUCACCGCAUCGUCAGAGCAGCCAAAAGGCGUCACGUCGCUGAAGAGGAGUGGACUCCGGGUGCUGGGUCGCGCCGCCCCAGCGCAACAGCGGUCGCGCCCCUGGACCUGUUGGGCGACCCAUCACACAUAUACGAGCCCAGCUACUUUGUUGCAGAAAGUAACAAGCUUGAGGUAUGGGGUGUAUGA
Messenger RNA from Hyalella azteca, 1083 nucleotides. RefSeq names its product docking protein 2. The record is from RefSeq and is a predicted model, not a curated record. Gene Ontology annotation, biological process: positive regulation of MAPK cascade; cell surface receptor protein tyrosine kinase signaling pathway. Bases 43 to 1083 code for a protein of 346 amino acids. NCBI's taxonomy places the organism in Eukaryota, Metazoa, Arthropoda, Malacostraca, Amphipoda, Hyalellidae. Gene Ontology annotation, cellular component: cytoplasm. The transcript is spliced from 7 exons.